UGAGUGUGUAUACAUUUCUUAAUUAUAGCAUUUUACUCUAUGCGUUACCAACACAAUUACAUCAAAUAGUUGGGUACGUUUGGUUAAAUACCCCUGGAUGAUUAAAAAAAAUGUUGGUAUAAAUGUACAUCAUCCCCCCCGCUUUCACCUCUCAGUGGUAGCGUCAGGAGGGUGCGUAGUCUGUUACAGCCUCCGCGGACAAUCGACUCGAGGGAAGGAACAUGUUGACAUAAGGAAGGACUAGGGCUGUUUGUUAGGAGCGGCACAACCAUGGACAAGACUGCCGUAGUAAAAGUCGGUGCCGCGGCCAGUGCCAGUGUAUGUGCCCUGUUCGGUGGUGUGGUUCUCGCCCAGUACAUGUUCGCCAAGAAGAAGAGAGCGGGAAAGAAAACGAAGAUCAUCGAGAUGAUGCCAGAGUUUGAGAAGAACACGGUCCACAUGAGGGAUCCAGAGCGGGUGGAACGGAUCAUCUGUGACAUGAUCAAGGGUGGCGCCUCCAAACUACAGGUCAUCACUGACUUUGACAUGACGUUAAGCCGGUUCGCAGUCAACGGCAAACGCUGCCCCACGUGUCAUAAUAUCAUUGACAACUGCAAGCUUGUCACCGAAGAUUGUAGGACGAAGUUACUGGAGCUUAAGAACACAUAUUACCCCAUAGAGAUCGACCCCCAUCUAACGAUGGAGGAGAAGUAUCCAUUUAUGGUAGAAUGGUACUUUAAGUCCCACACAUUACUGGUGGAGCAGAGGCUACAGAAGGACAAACUCUCAGAGGUGGUGAGAGACUCAGACGCCUGCCUGAGGGAGGGUUAUGAGCCGUUCUUUGACCGGCUCCAGAAGCACAACGUGCCCGUGUUCAUCUUCUCAGCGGGUCUGGGAGACGUCCUGGAGGAGAUCAUCCACCAGGCGGGGGUCUACCACCCCAACGUCAAGGUGGUGUCCAACUUCAUGGACUUCGAUGAGAAUGGCGAGCUGAAGGGCUUCAAGGGAGAGCUGAUCCAUGUGUUCAACAAGCACGACGGCGCCCUGCGCAACACGGAGUACUUCAAACAGGUGAAGGACAACUGUAACAUCGUGCUGCUGGGAGACUCGUUAGGUGACCUCAACAUGGCUGACGGCGUGCCCAACGUGGAGAACAUCCUCAAGAUCGGCUUCCUCAAUGACAAGGUGGAGGAGCGUUUGGAGAAAUAUCUGGACUCUUAUGACAUCGUCUUGGUAAAGGACGAGACUCUAGAAGUGCCCAAUUCUAUCCUUCAGAAGAUCCUAUAACUCAUCCCCUCUCCACAUCAUACUGACACACUUCCCCCAAACCCAUGAAAAAUGAACCGACCUCGGAACCCCCAGACGGACGUUACUGGCCCCCCGCCACUGACUCACAGCCCCUCGACAUACACUAGCUCCAUGGGCACCCCUCCUUGGAUCCCACCUCUGCCACCAACCAUAGGGUCAUGGUUGGGUACUUGAUGUUCCCUUCCCCUCUUUAUGAAGACAUUUAUUCUCCUCUCAAUGAACUAUUUUAAAGUACACAGCCUCAGUCUUUGUCUGUCUGCAACCUUGUCGAUGUCCUCCACCCCAUAACUAAAAAGUAAUAGCAACCCCCCAAAAAAUGCUAACAAUCUUUUUAUAAUUUGUGCGUAAUUGUUCAUAUUUUUCAUAUUGUAAUGCUUGUAUCAGCUUGCAAGUCAUAAACCGAGCAUCCACACAAGAACACAGCGACGUCUUUGGAACAGUCCUAGCAUGCAUUUCACCACACUACGUCACCUUGCAUUGUGCAACAGCUUGGCUACAGGAAUCAAUGUAGGUCUGAAAAAAUAAUGUGAACCUGUCUACGGGUGAACCAUACUCAGACAUUGGUAUGAAUGUUAUCAGUGGUUUUAUGGAUGUAGUAAUGGAUUCUGUCUUGCACAAGAAAAGCCAUGUCUGCAUCUCUAUCAGUUUUUUCACAUGGUGACUUUGCUACUGUAGCCACACUAGAAAGUAGCACUUUAUUUUACAAGAGUACUAACAAUGCACAUUUUUAUGUGCCACUUAAAUAUACUGCAUGGGUUAUAAGAUACCUUAUGGUGCUUAUAUCAAGAAAUUUCGUUCUGCCCCUGAACAAGGCAGUUAACCCACUGUUCCUAGGCCAUCAUUGUAAAUAAGAAUUUGUUCUUAACUGUCUUGCCUAGUUAAAUAAAGGUAAAAAAUAAAAUAAAAAUUGAAUCAAGAAAUUAAACAAAAUUGUCAAUGACAGUUGCGAUAAUAGUAGUAACUAGUGGUGCUAAAGAUUUUCAUAAGUUAGUUAUGGGCUAUUACUGUUAAUGUAACUGACUUUAUGAAUGAUAUAGUGUAAAAUAAAGUACUACCAAAGAAGUCAUUACACAGAGGAAAAGUAGCCUACUCAAUAGGCAGUAUAUUACAAGAGAACAACACCACUGGGUAAAGCACCUUGGUCUGUGGAUCAGUGACAUUCAAUAAGAUUCAUAUUUUGUUUAACUUGGCCUUUUAUCCACACCCAUUGACCAUUUUUAUUUUGUGGUUCAAAUUUGAACUCUACCUCAAGCUUGGAAAUGCUUAUUCCCCCCCUUAAGUUUCUCAGUUUUGUGUUGUUUGACGUUUUCUAUUUAAAAUGUUAGCGUUUUAAACGUGCUGCUACACCUGCAUGUUGCCUUUUCUUAACGUCAGAUUUGUCUAAAGAACAGCGGGGGAAAUAACUUGUGAAUAAAACUUGUCAAAUAACA
Oncorhynchus tshawytscha (Chinook salmon) is the source of this 2717-nucleotide messenger RNA. Its product is annotated as 5'-nucleotidase, cytosolic IIIA. The record is from RefSeq and is a predicted model, not a curated record. The transcript is spliced from 9 exons. Lineage: Eukaryota; Metazoa; Chordata; Actinopteri; Salmoniformes; Salmonidae. Gene Ontology annotation, molecular function: magnesium ion binding; 5'-nucleotidase activity. Bases 271 to 1266 code for a protein of 331 amino acids. Gene Ontology annotation, cellular component: cytoplasm.